Messenger RNA from Didymosphaeria variabile, 921 nucleotides. RefSeq lists its product as uncharacterized. The record is from RefSeq and is a predicted model, not a curated record. NCBI's taxonomy places the organism in Eukaryota, Fungi, Ascomycota, Dothideomycetes, Pleosporales, Didymosphaeriaceae. The transcript is spliced from 6 exons. Bases 1 to 921 code for a protein of 306 amino acids.
AUGCCAGGCUCUACACCAGCAACCCCCAUCAAUUGUGAGAUCGACUUUGAUCCCGCCAACGUCGCAGGAAAGACCGCUAUCGUCACGGGAGGUGCCAAUGGGCUGGGACAAGCAUAUGUCCGAGCGUUGCACGCUGCGAAGGCCAACGUCGUCAUCGGUGACUUAAGCUUGCAGAAUGGCGAAAAACUUGCAUCGGAGCUACCUGGCACGAGAUUUGUUCAAACCGAUGUCACCAAGUGGGAAGACCAAUUGAAUAUGUUUCAGAAAGCGGAAAAGGAGUUUGGAAAGAUUCAUUAUGUGGUUGCAAAUGCUGGAGUUGCGACUAAAGACGAUGUAUUCUCCUUUGAUGGUCCGGACUCAGAACCCAAGGAACCAAAAUUGAACAUCAUCGAUGUGAAUAUUCGAGGUGUCCUGUACACGGCUAAGCUUGCAAUGCAUUAUUUCAUUAAGCUCAACGGUACAACUCCUUCGCCACACCAGGUUGACACUUGCCUGAUCCUGAUCGGAUCUGGAGCUGCAUUCCUCGAUUGCCCUCGCGGACCCCAAUAUCAAUGCUCAAAAUGGGGUAUGCGCGGCGUGAUGCAUGCCUUGAGAAGGACGACCGGCUUCUACGGCAGUCGCGUGAACGUAUUAUCGCCCUGGUAUGUUCGCACCAACAUCCUUACCAAGGAGACCUUCGACCAGGUCGAGAGGGCUGGCGUGCAAAUAGCCACAACAGAAGAUGCGGGCCAGGCGCUGUUACGCCUCCUUAGUGAGACUGACAUUAAUGGGCGAAUGCUAUUCAUAGCUCCAAGGAAGUGGGCAAGCAAAGGAUAUGUCGACUUAGAUAUCGAUGAGUACCCCGAGAAUUCUCUCUUGAACGAAAUCCAGGAGGACCAAGUGAAGCCGGCGCCUGUUAAUUUAGGGCUUUUUAUCAAGUAA